UUGAAUUUUCAAACACCUUCGACAGUAGAGUGCCUCGUUCGCAAAUGCUGCGAGAGAAGACAAGAUCCUCUCGCUUUUCCUUUUCAAAUUUUGCCUGUACAGACGUUGCAGUGGCGACUUCUAUCCUUGCGAGCAUCGUCCCUCGAUGCACAGGUUCUCUCUAGCUCGGCGCGUGCUCUCUACCAUUCAAGCAUUCGAUCGAUCUCUUGCGCAUCCUCGGACGAGCGUCCGAUGUGAAGUGUGGAAUUUCUGCGACUCCCGCAUUGCAGCCUGCCGUUGCUCUGGACGUAGAGGGAGAUGGAGUACCUGUCAGUAAUGUCGCCACCCUCGACUUAGAGACCAGCAUUACCACGGUCUGCUCUGAUCCUUUCUUGUCACAUACCGUCGUGGUACAAGGUGCUUUGUGCGUGCGUAAAUCGUAAAUCGAAGGUCGGUUUUCUUGUUUUGAAAUGUUGUCCUCUAGCAUGCCCGGUCGGCAAGCUCCGAUUGCAUGUCUCAAGAGCAUCGAGAUCACUUCGGAUAUUGUUUUGAACGAGGCAAGUGGAUUUCAGUCUAGACCCUUGCUGCGAUGAAAUGCAAGAUAGGAGCGAUUAUGCGACUGGAGGAGUGGGGGUCUUGGUUGACCGAAAUUCAGGCUUCGUUCAGCUCCAGUUGGAAAAUGAUGUUUCAGCAAUGCACUGACGGCCAGCCACCAGCAGAAUGACAAACUCUAGUUUCCUCGACGGGGCGUGCUCUGCUCGGUCGCCCCAGUGAGCAGGAAGUUUUGUCGAGGCCGGGGAUGGCCGAAACGACGCCGACAUGCGGAAACAAAAGAAACUCUAUCAGCAGGGGUGAAGACGGGCCAGCACUGCCGCUCAACAAACGGGUGCAGAGCCCCGUUGUGUUCACAGGCCCAGAUGGCAAGAUACUAACCAGGGAUGGAAAUCGGGACAAUGGCGAGCGUUGGUCAGCAGCACACGCUAAGUUUGACUCUGUGAAAGCCAAACAAAGGAUUCUGUCGAGGCAGGAAGACGCUGCAGCAGACAUGGCGAGCAGUACCGGAACUAAGAAGCCGUCUUGUAUGCGCCAGCCGGCAUUCUCCACUCCGCAGCCUGGGAAGGUGAAGAGUGUACAUUUUCAAACUCCGAUCUCUAGCUUUCCCAGUUCUGUUGAUAGUCCUGCAAUGCCUGUGGGAACCAUCGAAUAUCAGAGCACGCCUCUUCCUUCAAGCAAAGCUCGCCCUCCCUUGUCAGGAAGGAAAAUGAAGAUGAAAGCUGCAGCUAAGUUGCAAUUGCUGGAUGACCACGAGACUCAUGCUUCUCGCUUGGUUCAAGCGCGACUUGAUUUUUCUAUGGGGAGGCAAGAGCGAGCUUAUAUCGCGUGGUUGAACCAUGUUCUUGGGAAACCUGCCACUGCAGUAAAUCAGAUGUCCAACUUUGAGGACUUCAUAUCGAGGAAUUCAUCACAAAGUACCCCGAAUUCGAACAGUAGACCUGGAGCUGGAGACUUAAAAUUGAUUGAUGAGGUGUAUUGGGAUGAAGACUGUGAAAAUGCUUCACCUCGGAAUCAGCCUUCUGUCGGAAAGUCGCCAAGGAGUGCUCUGAGACCUCUAAAUGGCCUCGCAAGUCGCUACACUGGUAAUCCAACUGUAAAGAGGCCUCUCAAGGAAACCUUCCUCGGUGUGACACCAGAAAAGUCGCUCCUUGCUCGCACGGAUUCUCCUGCCACGCCGUAUCUGAGUUCAAAAAGGUUGAAAAUGAUCACAGAGCACGGAUUUUCUUACUGUCGCGACCUCCACAUGCAAGACGUAUGCCGCCUGUCCGAUUUAUCUCGAAGGCUGAAUCUCCAUUUUAGCCAAGACGAGCGUGAAGAGAUUCUUACCACAAUAACGCAACUUGCAAAGCAUAUAGAUGAAGGGCGGUUGAGGAUGAAAAAGGAUUGUGCAAUUUUGGUCGAUGUAGCAUUGCGGAGAAAAGCUCUCUACGUGCUGUUGAAUUACAACUCCUACUGGUUGAGAAUCGGGUUACAUGUUGUUCUUGGGCACACAGCCCUCUUGAAUGGAAAGUUGAGCGGAGAUGUAACAGGAGUAGGGGUGAAGGAUCUGACUGAAGAGUACGCUCUUUUAGAAGUUUUCUUGGAGAGGCACUUUCUUGCACAUGCUGGUCUUUCCAAAGCAUACGCUACUAACAAGGCUAUCGAUGGGCUAUAUCGAGAAGGGUAUGCUGAAGCCCUCAGUAGAGUGAUACUGAAGAGGUUUUUCCUGCUCGUGCUCGUCCUCGAUAAAGCUAAACGUCUGACUUCCUUGAAGAUUUCCGACGGGAUCGACGGGCUGGAUGGAGGAUCCCCGUCCCUUUUCAGAUCUGAUGCUAGGGUAAAAUCUAGUCGUCAAGCCCUUCAAGAAUUCCUAUCGGACGUAAUGCACGGUGAGGGAGAUGUGAUUGGCAACCUUGGAAACCUCGGAUAUCACGUAUAUCAUCAUCAGGUUCCUCUGGCAGAUUACGAUUUCUCUGUAGUGGACUUGAUUGAGGAUCUUCAAGACGGCGUCCGUCUUUGCCGUUUGGUCCAGUUAUUAGCAGCCAAUGAUACAUUUUUUCUGGAGCAUAUUCAGGUUCCUUCAAACGGAAGGAAGAGACAAAUCCACAACUGCCAGAUUGCCUUGGAAAGUUUGGCCCAAGCAGGAGUUCCUCUUGAAGAUGAAGAGGGCUGCAGCAUAUGUGCUGAAGACAUUGUUGGUGGCAACAGAGAUAAAGUUUUUCCACUUCUCUGGAAUAUUAUGGUCCAUCUACAGAUACCCUUGCUUGUGAGCAGACCAAGGCUCUGUCAAGAAAUCGCUAAACUACAAGGAACAGAAGGACGCUUUGCAUUGGGACUGAACAUAGGGACUGUGGAACUGCUCCUAAAGUGGACUCAGGUGGUUUGCAUGAUCUCGGGUAACCUGAAUAUCAGAAACUUCAGGACAUCUUUUGCUGAUGGACAGGCUCUUUGCUAUAUUGUCAACCUUUACCUUCCACUGUUCCUAGCUCAGGAAGAUGUUCUGCGUCCCCUUUGUCAUAUGAACCUUCAGAUUGACAGCACACCCAAUCUAAGAGGGCCGUUCAGUCCAGCCUAUAAGAAAGCAGUAGCGCAUAAUUUCGGACUGGUUCAGGCCGUAGCUCGCAAACUUGGAAACAUUCCAGAGGUGCUUCAGCUGGUGGACCUAUUGGGUGACCCUGCUAUGAGUGAGAGGAACAUCAUAAUCUUUGUUGCUUUCUUAUGCUCCAGACUCUUGAAAGAGGAGCCAUUGGAUGACCAAGUUCGAAGAAGAGAAUCUAUCGAUUGGGAAGCUGGUGACCAGCAUGCAUAUUCUGCGGAUGAUGUUCCUGCUCUUUGUUCAUAUUCCUCGCGGCGUAGUCUUGAGUCUGAAUCUCCCAUUGGAUUUGACCGAUCGUACACGGUGCCCUGGCCGAAAGAGGAGGCUCGAAGAAGUGACAUAUCACCAACUACAGUCUGCAACAUCUGCUGCGAUAACAAUGCGAACAAUCCUGAACCUGAAGCUGAGUAUAAUGAAGAAAUUUUGCAUAAGGUGUGUAAAGUUCAAGCUUGGUGGCGUGCUCAUAGGGCCCGAGAGCUGUUCCUGAGGAAAAAAAGAGCAGUGCAAACAAUACAGAAGAGAUGGCGAAGCUUUUCUGAAAGUGUACGGACCCGUUGUGCUACGAGGAUUCAGGCGCAUUGGAGAGGUUACCUGCUGAGGCAGGUUUUUUUGAGGUGGAGAGAGGCUUCGUUAAUCCAUCGCGAGUGUCAUGAAAGGGAGCAGGCUGCAUUGGUCAUUCAAGCCUAUUAUAGGGCUUGGAUUCGCAAACGGAAGUAUCUAGAGACAGUAGGCAAUAUGUGCAAAAUCCAAGCUCUGUGGUGGGCAAACGAAGCCCGAGGGAACUUUCUGAUCCAGUGGAAGGCUGUGCGGAUCAUUGAAUCCGCGUGGAUUGAUUACUUGUUCCGUAAAAGGUCUCACUUCGCUCCAAUCGUCUUCCCUCACUGGAAGCAGUGUACAGCAAGGCAUAGUUUGAUCCGAUUGUCUACAGCAUCCUCUCUCAAUCAGAGCUGGUUCCGUGAUCGCUUUGAAGAAUAUGAAGUUGAAGAAGAGUAUAAAAUGGUCAAUGUUACAGAUUGGCUACAAGACAAUGAGCUCCAGAGCACGGAGUAUUUCAGCACCGUGAUUCAAGCCUGCUGGAGGGCUAGAGUUGCUCGCAAACGAUUCUUGAAGCAGAGACAAGCAGCAGUUCUGAUUCAAGUACAAUGGCGAGUUUACUCGUAUUUCAAGAAGAUUACAGCUGCUGUAAGAAUUCAAGCCAAAUGGAGGUGUUUCGCAUCUUAUCGAAGUUUCAAGUUGAUGAGAUCCAGUGCUCUCUUAAUUCAGUGUUUUUAUCGUGGGAACUUGGAAAGGAGACAGUAUCAGCGACAGAAGCGGUCUAUCAUCUGGCUUCAAGCACGGUGUCGAGGCCGGCUGCAAAUGAAACGCUAUGAAGCAGCCCUGGAAAGCAUCAGCAGAAUUCAGUCAUUCUGGAGGGUUUACAAGUGCAGGAAACAGUUCAUGAAACUGAAGAGUGCAGUUGUGGUGGUUCAAGCUUGUUGGAGAGGUUAUCAGCAUCGAGAAACUUUAAGCAAGUCCAGGCAAGCUGCUUCGUUUCUUCAAAAGCGCUUUCGAGGGAUCGUACAAAGGAGAGCCUUCUUGCAAUACAGGGAAGCUGCAAGGAUCAUCCAGACCUUCUGGCGGUCUCGGAAGCUUCGACAACACUUCCUGGAGGUAAGAAGGUGUGCUGUACUUAUUCAGAGCCAUUUCCGAACACACGUUCAGAGAAGGAGAUACGCACAUAUUCUGCUAAAUGUCUGCAAGAUCCAGGCUGCAUGGCGGGCUCUGCAGACUCGCAAACGCAUGUUGGAGCAUAAUAUCGCAGCGGUAGUGAUCCAGACUCGGUUCCGAGCGUACAUUCUGGGCCGUCAACGUCGUGGCCAGUUCUUGCAGGAAAGGAGUGCCGUUUCAAGAAUCCAGCGAUGUUUUAAAGCUUUCAAAUUCAGAAGAAAUUUUAGAAGGCUCGUCAACGCGAGCAGAAUUCAAAGAACUUGGCGAGCUCAUAGUCUUCGUCGAGAGUUCUUGGCGAGGCGGAAAGCUGCUGUUGUGAUCCAAAGAACUUAUCGAGCGCACUGUCGCGGAAAGGCUGAAAAGUUUAUCAGCAGCAUAUGUAAAAUUCAGGCUUUCUGGAGGGCGAAAUUAGAGCUUCGACACUUUCUCAGACAAAAAACAGCCGCUAAACUGAUACAGCUCCAAUUUCGUGCUCUCAUGCGGAGAAAGAAAGAAGUUUUGCUAUGCAGCGUUUGUAAGAUUCAGGCUAUCUGGCGAGCUCACAAAUCUCGUUCACAGUUUUUGCUGCAAAAGAAAUCCGCAGUAACGAUUCAGGCCGGAUUUCGCUGCUAUAAGGCUCGUCUGAUGUUUCUAGAACAGAAGAGAGCUGCAGUAGUCAUCCAGGCCGCUUUUCGAGCCUUCAACCAGACAAGAUUUAAGCCCAUCGUUGAGCCUACAUUCUGUGGUACUGUGCGUAGAAUUUCUAAAAUCCAAGCAGUGUGGAGGGCUCUGAAGGCGCGCCGAAUGAUCUCAGAACAAAGGAGGGCUGCACAGACAAUCCAGUGUUUGUGGCGGUAUUUCGUCAUCAAGCGUAAGAAUGUGAGACGAAAUGCUGCGGCUGUCGUCUUACAGUCUUGGUUCAGAGCUCUUAUUCAAAGACGCAGGUUCAAAAGAGAAAGAAAUGCUGCGCUUGCUGUCCAGGCUCAUGUCAAAGGAUGGAUACAGAGAAGAAGAUACCGUGGUGUUUUAGGAAUUAUUAGGAAAGCCCAAGCACUGUUCAAGGCGAAGAAAGUCCGUGUACAAUACAGGAAUCAAAAGAUAGCUGCUUGCAAAAUUCAAGCUGCCUGGAGGGGUUUUUGGAUCAGGAAAAUGGUAGAUCGGUGGGGACGAGCAUCAUCUACUAUCCAGGCGCGAUUUCGUGGUUAUCAGCAAAGAAAGUUUUACAAGAGCUACAUCAACGCUGUUGUUCGCUGCCAGGCUUUGAUGAGAGGCCACCUCAUUCGGCAGAAGAUAGGAGGUGGCAAAGUGGGCGAUUACAAGAUACAAACUGUAUCAAACGAUGUUGACAAAUGCAUGGCUGCAGUGCAGAUCCAGUCUGGGUACAGUGAGUGGGAAGGUUGUCUCGGAGGUCGGCUGCAGGUGCAAGAACUCGCGAAGCAGACUGGUAUGAAUGAAACUGUCCAGGAUCUGUCUGUUUACAAGGAGACUGAAGAGGAAUUGCCACUAGAUGUGAACGAGAAACUUCUACAAUCUGUUUUGAAGCUACAAGCUAUGUUCCGACUUGCAGCUGCAAGACGAAAGCAAGUUCUCUCCAGGUCUACGAGGAGAUCCUCGCGACGACUUUCCGCGAGGGUUUUGGAUCAACUCUUUGGAGAUAUCGUACCAGAAGAUCAACGAGGACUUACCCCUGUCGAAAAUGUCGUUCAGUGCCUUCAGCUCGAGAGGUCGUGUUCAGAAAUUGGUAUUGUUCGAUAUGAGUAUUGUGAACAGGCGUAUGCGGCCAUGAUGAUCCAGGCCCUCUGGAAAGGUUAUUCAGUGCGAAAAAUAUUCGCCUCACGUACAAACAAGCAGCUAGUUGAUUGUAAAGAGCAGCAACUAGUGAAUGGUACAAAUUUCGGCCCAGAGAAACUCAGAGCAGACGAACUGAGCGCUGGCCGUACGAUAUUCAGAUGGCUUACCUUCUGGAGGGAACGCUCUCACUUUGUAAAGAUAAAGAAAGUCACAGUGUUCAUUCAAAGGCUUAUCCGUGGAUGGCUGUGUCGUUGUAAAUUUUUGCAAGCAAGAAAGUCCGUCGUAUGUAUUCAGGCACAUUGGAGGGGCUUCUUACUGCGUAGAGAGAUCAGUCUGGUCAACCAAGAACUAUUGCAGCUCCGUCAGCGAAUUCAGUGUACAGCAGCCAGUGUACAGGACAGCGAUCGCCUGGGAAAUAGACUGACUGAAGCAUUAGCACUUCUUCUGGGCCAGAAGACUGUGACCGGCAUAUUGAGUAUAUGCCGAACAAUAGACGUAGCAACGCAUCACUCGAAAAGUUGCUGUGACCGAUUAGCUGAAGCAGGUGCAGUGACGAAAAUUUUGAAUCUGAUUCAAACCAUUAAUCGCAGUCCUCCUCACGAACAAGUGUUGAAGCACGCUCUGACAAUCCUGAAGAAUCUUGCUCACCAUCUGCAUCUGAGACUACGUAUUGCUGAGGCUCCAGGUGCUAUAAGUAUAAUCACUGAACAGCUCCACAUGUUCAGAUACAAGGAAGACAUAUUCAUGAGGGCAAUGGAAGUUUUGAAGCAAGUAUGCGAGCUUCCCGUAGGAAUCGCGGUCUUGCAGCGUGAACCGCAAAUUUUCCGACGUCUUCAGCUCGUUGCUCAGUCGUUGGAUCGUAAGAUCCAAGUUGAAAAGAGAAAUCUCGACAAAUUACCUCCUUCCACGGCUCCUGUACAGAGGAAGCUAGCCGAGAAGAAGCUUGUCGAGGCGUCGGGUCAAUUUUCAUCCGUAAUGUCCCUCUUGAAGGGGAUCACCCAACUCGAGCACAGUCAGAGGAGGAAGACCACGCCGAUGAGUGUACCUGUCCCCAGCGUUUCAAAGCAAGUGCCUCGAAGUUGCCACCGGCCGUCUUUGGCCCCAAGACCUUCUCUGGCACAACGGGUUCCCCUCCAAGAUAGAACGAACUGGUGAUCUCGGAGCUCGCCGUGACUCUAGACUGUGACCUGUACAUUAGACCGUAGCUGCACUCGGACUGAUAAUCUAUCACACGAAGAGUUCAGAACAGACUCAGUCCGGACACGACCGCUUUGACCGGUUCACAAGUGUAACAUUAUUACCAUUUCAUAUUGAAGCAUUCGGGGUAUACGCCCCUUCCAAAGCGUCCAUUCAUUGGCAAGUAUCGAGUGUGGUUGAAUUUGAUGCCCAUGCGGUUCUGCUCGGAGUAAAGAAGGUGAUGGUGGUCAUGCCUCCAGUCGAAACGGGAAUCUCAUUGUCCAACCGUGACAUUGGAAAGCAACGAGUUUUCGCUCCACAUGUUGACUAGCGCCAUGUUCUUUUGUCCCGUAGGUGGAGAGCAAGUUGACAAGAGUGACACGCCUCAGGGAGCACUGAUUGAAUGAUUCGACCCGCGGCUUAGCUCACAAAAUUCCCAGGACGCAAGAUAUUAACAACCGUCGACACGACUCGGGAGGAGUGCGCGGACCGGAGCCCGCCCGGAGCCUAUCUGAUUCCCGUCUUGCGUCCUCGUGAUGUGGAGUCU
Molecule: messenger RNA, 8309 nt
Organism: Marchantia polymorpha subsp. ruderalis
Lineage: Eukaryota; Viridiplantae; Streptophyta; Marchantiopsida; Marchantiales; Marchantiaceae
Source: the annotation of a GenBank genome assembly